AUGUGAAGCGUGUCUCGGCUGGGUGAGUCAGCACUUCAGAUUUCAAAGAAUUAUUCAAAAUAAUUUUGCAUUUGGUUCAGUGUAAGGUGUUAAUAUUUAGGACUCUGUGUUUUAUUUGCAGUACCAAUCUCAUGGUGAAAGUUCAUCAGUCAGUCCAGGAUCUAGACUCUUCAGGGAAAAGAUAUGGGAAACAUAUCGUUCCAGGAUCAAGUUUGUUUUUUGAUAUGUUGGGCUCUGAUGUUGACGUACGGCUCUGCAGAGCGGCAGUACUUCAUCCAGUCCAAAAAUCUUACCUGGGACGAGGCCAGAAAAAGCUGCCAGAUGUGCUUCAAAGACCUGGUGACUGUGACCCCUGAAAACACCCAGAUCAUUGCCCGAAGGAUCAACUAUGAACACUGGAUCGGCCUUCGCAAGAACUUCGACCCCAAAAGCAACUCCACGAGCAAUAGCACCAGCACUCCAACCAGCUACUCCGCUAGCACUACAACCAGCAACUACACUAGCACUCCAACCAGCAACUACACUAGCACUACAACCAGCUACUCCGCUAGCACUCCAACCAGCUACUCCGCUAGCACUACAACCAGCAACUACACUAGCACUCCAACCAGCAACUACACUAGCACUCCAACCAGCAACUACACUAGCACUACAACCAGCUACCCCACUAGCACUCCAACCAGCUACCCCGCUAGCACUACAACCAGCAACUACACUAGCACUCCAACCAGCUACUCCAUGAGCUACUUCACCAGCUACGAUAUCAGUGACUCCACCAGUAACUCUACCAGCAAACCCAGUAUGCCCUGGACCCGCUGGGCCAAUGGGGACCCCCUUGCCUUUCAGAAUUGGUACCCUGGUUGGCCGGUGUUCAAAUCCUCCUUCCCAAGGAGAGACUGCUGCAGCUGCUCCUGUACCUGCCCCGCACCAGAAGCUAGCUCAACUACCUCUGUGGUAAUGAGCCUCACCAGAACCACAGAAUCCACAACCCAAAGCAUGACAACCUCUACCAGACAUUACACAACCGACAGCACAACAGAUACCACCAACUUCACUGGUCAAAUUGUGACAAACUCCACCAGACAGUACACAACUGACAGCACAACGGAUACGACCAACUCCACCAUAGAGUACCCAAUUGACAGCACAACAGAUAUCACCAACUCCACUGUUCAAAGCAUGACAAACUCCACCGGACAGUACACAAUUGACAGCACAACGGAUACGACCAACUCCACCAUAGAGUACACAAUUGACAGCAGAACAGAUAUCACCAACUCCGCUGAUCAAAGCAUGACAAACUCCACUGGACAGUACACAAUUGACAGCACAACGGAUACGACCAACUCCACUGGACAGUACACAAUUGACAGCAGAACAGAUAUCACCAACUCCACUGAUCAAAGAAUGACAAACUCAGUCGGACAAUACACAACUGACAGCACAACGGAUACCACUGACUUUACUGAUCAGAGCAUGACAAACUCCACCAGACAAUACACAACUGAUAGCACAACGGAUACCACCAACUUCACUGGUCAAAUUGAGACCAACUCCACUGGACAGAACACAAUUGAAAACUCAACGGGCAUGAACAGCGCCACUGUCUUCACAUACAACGCCAACUCCACUGAUCAAAACGCGUCACCCUCUACCAGAGUAGACACAACCCAAAGCAUGACAACCUCUACCAGACAAUACAUAACCGACAGCACAACGGAUACCACCAACUUCACUGGUCAAAUUUGGACAAACUCCACCGGACAGUACACAACUGACAGCACAACGGAUAUCACCAACUCCACUGUUCAAAGGAUGACAAACUCCACCGGACAGUACACAAUUGACAGCACAACAGAUAUCACCAACCCCAGCGAUCAAAGCAUGACAAACUCCACCAGACAGUACACAAUUGACAGCACAACGGAUACGACCAACUCCACCAUAGAGUACACAACUGACAGCACAACGGAUACCACCAACUUCACUGGUCAAAUUGAGACCAACUCCACUGGACAGUACACAACUGAAAACUCAACGGGCAUGAACAGCGCCACUGUCUUCACAUACAACGCCAACUCCGCUGAUCAAAACGCGUCACCCUCUACCAGAGUAGACACAACCCAAAGCAUGACAACCGCUACCAGACAAUACAUAACCGACAGCACAACGGAUACCACCAACUUCACUGGUCAAAUUUGGACAAACUCCACUGGACAGUACACAACUGACAGCACAACGGAUAUCACCAACUCCACUGUUCAAAGGAUGACAAACUCUACCGGACAGUACACAAUUGACAGCACAACGGAUACGACCAUACAGUACACAACUGACAGCACAACAGAUAUCACCAACUCCGCUGUUCAAAGCAUGACAAACUCCACCGGACAGUACACAAUUGACAGCACAACGGAUACGACCAUACAGUACACAACUGGCAGCACAACAGAUAUCACCAACUCCACUGUUCAAAGCAUGACAAACUCCACCGGACAGUACACAAUUGACAGCACAACAGAUACGACCAUACAGUACACAAUUGACAGCACAACAGAUAUCACCAACCCCAGCGAUCAAAGCAUGACAAACUCCACCAGACAGUACACAAUUGACAGCACAACAGAUAUCACCAACUCCACUGAUCAAAGCAUGACAAACUCCAUCGGACAAUACACAACUGACAGCACAACGGAUACCACCAACUUCACUGGUCAAAUUGAGACCAACUCCACUGGACAGUACACAACUGAAAACUCAACGGGCAUGAACAGCGCCACUGUCUUCACAUACAACGCCAACUCCGCUGAUCAAAACGCGUCACCCUCUACCAGAGUAGACACAACCCAAAGCAUGACAACCUCUACCAGACAAUACACAACCGACAGCACAACAGAUACCACGAACUUCACUGGUCAAAUUUGGACAAAUUCCACCGGACAAUACACAAUUGACAGCACAACGGAUACGACCAUACAGUACACAAUUGACAGCACAACAGAUAUCACCAACUCCACUGAUCAAAGCAUGACAAACUCCACCAGACAGUACACAAUUGACAGCACAACGGAUACAACCAACUCCACCAUAGGGUACACAAUUGACAGCACAACAGAUAUCACCAACUCCACUGAUCAAAGCAUGACAAACUCCGUCGGACAAUACACAACUGACAGCACAACGGAUACCACCAACUUUAUUGAUCAAAGGAUGACCAACUCCACCAGACAAUACACAACUGAUAGCACAACGGAUACCACCAACUUCACUGGUCAAAUUGAGACCAACUCCACUGGACAGUACAACACAUACAACGGCAACUCUACCAGAGUAAACACAACCGAAAGCAUGACUUCCACUACCAAAGGUUUUGCCACAGAUGGACCCACGGUCAGCACAGAUACACGCAGAGCCGCCACAUCUCCACCGUUAGAAGCGACGUGUUCACGGUCACCUAUGCCGAUGCCCGACGUCCCCGACCCUGAUGAGAAUUACAUCGAAGAUUCUUGUGUGGCCAUGCUCAGCUUUGGGGCUUGGGUUGAAAAGGAGUGCUACGAGCUUCUGCCUUUUAUUUGUUAUGAAGAUCGUUUCUUUGGUCAAGUCAAUGUGACCAAUAUCACUACCAAGAACGCCACCUUGACCUGGGACCUCGGGCCUGGUGAUAUCAGCCAUUACCGUGUAGAGGUCAAUGGUGACAUACAGCUGGAAAGCAACCUGACAAACACGACCCUGGAUCUUGCCAACCUGACAGCAGGCACCAACUACUCAGUCCAGGUGUUCCCUGUUAAGUGUGAAAGGGACCUCAACCCACAGAACGCCUCCUUCUACACCACACCAAAUGAAGUAAGAAACCUUGGAGUCACAGGAGUAAAGGAAAGAUCCAUCGUUCUGAGCUGGGACAAACCAGUUGGAAACCGGGAGUUCUAUCUUGUUAAGGUCGAGGCUCGGGAGAUGAGGGCUUACAGUGAAACCCAAGAAGUCGAUGGUUUGACACCUGGAAGCUUUUACAAAUUCAUCGUCCUGUCAGGAGUCAAGGACGAAUCCAGGUGGAGCGAAGAGUCUUUCGUCACAGCGUACACCAGACCUGAGAAAGUGUCUCUUCUGAACAUGAAUCGUAGUGACAACUCAGUGAAUUUUACCUGGAAGACACCUGAGGGGAACCACACGGGCUUCAGGGUGACGGUUUACAAGGACAAGGAACUGAGAACCCCCUUGGCUAACCUUUCACAAGUGGUGGAAGGCACUUCAUGGCAAGUUUGUGAGAGGGAACUACCAAAGGGCGCAGAAGUAACGUUGGCCGUGACAGCGCUGGCCAAUCACACCCUGGAGGGAGACCCCGUAUCUAUGAGCUUCUACACUGCUCCCGGACCAGUUUCAGACCUGACCGUAAAAACAACUGAAGACACGGUUCGAGCGACUUGGAGCCCCCCGCUGACCGAUUUUGAGAGUUACAUAGUCGAGCUAUAUCUGGAUGAUGUAAUAAAAAAUAACCGCACAAUAAAGGACAACACAACUAAAACAACUUGCUUUGAAAAAUUAAAGAUCGCAGCCAACUACACUGUGCUUGUCUACGCUGUUAGUGGAGACCUGUUGAGUGAGUCAGUGGGAGCCUCCAAUUUUACCUUGCCUCGUCCACCUACUGAUGCAGUCGCCACUGACAGGAAUCAUAGCUCAAUCACCUUUACGUGGAAGGCCCCUGAGAACGCAUCGCCAAAUAUCACGUACCUGGUCACACUCAACUCCAUCUUCUGGAACUAUACCCAUAAAGAUAGUGUCUACGGCAGCACCCGCUAUGUAUUUUCAAAUUUGAUAUCAGGAACCACAUAUGAUUUUGAAGUUCGUACAGAGGCAGGUAAUGUGAUGAGUAAUCCGGCCAAAGCAAGAAAUGAAACAGCCAGAGACGAAAGACUGUUGUCCCUGUCCAUGCUGUGCACCUCGGAAACACCUCUCCUCUGCAGUAACUCCACCACGUGGGAGAGCAUACAGGCACAGUUGAAGGACCAUUUCUCUAAGGAGCUUGGGGACAGCGUUUACUGGGAACUUGUGAAACCCUGAAAGCUCAGGAGCACAAGGUGACGCUUUGCAUUUGAUUGUUUGGAAACUGUUCUGGUGAAGGAGUGUUUGACAGUUUGUUUUCUUGUCAACGGCUUUGUUUAAAGACCUGAAUAGUAAGCAGUUGUGUUUAUUGGUUCUUUUAACUACAUAUACAUACAUACAUACCAAUACAUACAUACAUACAUACAUACAUACAUAUAUAUAUAUAUACAAAAGUUUUUAUUUUUUUUUAAAAAAGUGCUAUAAACAACCUGUUCAUGUUUUGUUUGCUGCAUUACUUUUAAUUUUAUUCAUAGCAUCACAUUAUAUACAAUAUUUCAACCAGGACAAGAAAAUAAGUAAAUUAAGCUUUGUUAUAAGAGAUACAGGUAAAAAGUCUGAUAAUCUGUAUUUUACUCAAUAUCUGCAUCUGUGGCUUGUCACGUCUUUUCCUGGUGUUUUAAAUAAAUGUAUCAAAACAUAAA
Molecule: messenger RNA, 5519 nt
Organism: Mugil cephalus (flathead mullet)
Lineage: Eukaryota; Metazoa; Chordata; Actinopteri; Mugiliformes; Mugilidae
Product: serine-rich adhesin for platelets-like
Exons: 11
Coding region: 184-5055 (1623 amino acids)
Molecular function (GO): protein binding
Source: RefSeq, a predicted model, not a curated record